GUGAGAAUUUGGAACCGGACAUAUGAGCGAGCCAAAGUGCUGUGUGCGGAACUGGGAAACUGGGCCAAGCCGUUCGAGAGCAUUCGGAGCUGUGUGUGCAAGGAGCUAAUGUCAUUGUAACACGACAUAUGCUUCGGAAUCCAUUAUUGACAUGGCAUGGCUACAAACCGGUGCUCACUCAAUGGUAUUGUAAUAACCAGCUGACAGUUAGUGGUACACAGUGAUACGAGGGUAAAUC
This is a messenger RNA of Homalodisca vitripennis (glassy-winged sharpshooter), 238 nucleotides long. Its product is annotated as ketimine reductase mu-crystallin-like. Gene Ontology annotation, cellular component: cytoplasm. Gene Ontology annotation, molecular function: hormone binding. The record is from RefSeq and is a predicted model, not a curated record. Lineage: Eukaryota; Metazoa; Arthropoda; Insecta; Hemiptera; Cicadellidae.